AUGGAUGUCAAAGGUAUUAAUUAUGUCAUUAACUAUGACAUGCCAGGUAACAUUGAGGAUUAUGUUCAUAGAAUUGGUAGAACUGGUAGAGCUGGUGCUAAAGGUACUGCCGUUUCAUUCUUUACUGAAGGUAACAAGACUCUUGGUGGUGAUUUGAUCUCAAUUAUGAGAGAAGCUAAGCAAGAAAUUCCACAAGAUUUAUUGAAAUACGACAGAAGACAACAUGGUGGUCAUCCAAGAUACGGUGGUGGCCGUGGUGGUUAUGGCCGUGGCCGUGGUGGCUAUGGCCGUGGUCGUGGCCGUGGUGGUUACGGUGGUGGAAACGGUGGUUACCAAAGAGACAAUGGUUGGGGUGGUAGAGGUAGACGUUAA
Molecule: messenger RNA, 372 nt
Organism: Vanderwaltozyma polyspora DSM 70294
Lineage: Eukaryota; Fungi; Ascomycota; Saccharomycetes; Saccharomycetales; Saccharomycetaceae
Exons: 2
Coding region: 1-372 (123 amino acids)
Biological process (GO): rRNA processing
Cellular component (GO): ribonucleoprotein complex; nucleus; cytoplasm
Molecular function (GO): RNA binding; RNA helicase activity
Source: RefSeq, a predicted model, not a curated record